Molecule: messenger RNA, 8232 nt
Organism: Electrophorus electricus (electric eel)
Lineage: Eukaryota; Metazoa; Chordata; Actinopteri; Gymnotiformes; Gymnotidae
Gene: arhgef4
Product: Rho guanine nucleotide exchange factor (GEF) 4
Biological process (GO): intracellular signal transduction
Molecular function (GO): protein binding; guanyl-nucleotide exchange factor activity
Source: RefSeq, a predicted model, not a curated record
CUCGUAGUCUGUACUAGUAGGUUGUUUGUACUCUACAAAGAAGUUCAGUGAGCUGUUAGUGUGCCGUUCCGUUUCCACAGUCGUUAAAUUGUCUCGCCAUUAGCAAGGGAAGCAGAAUGCCCUCUGGUGCAAUGUCAAUCGAGGACUUCACAACAUUUUAUGUUGAGAAGCAGCAAGUCGGUGAUUACUAGCCAACCUUCGAUUAUAAAGAGGAAAAGUGGUCGGUUUGGGCGGUUUGACCUAAGAAUGAUUUGGGAAUUAAAUAAGACUAAAAUACUUAUAAAAGUAUCCAGCAGAAUGCGACAAACCAUUUGUGGUACGACACGGACAGAAUAUGAAUAAUUGGAAAGGACUUGCAUAACUUAAUAAAACUUUUGGAAACAUGGAGAGAGACGACAGUAAGAACUUUCCGAAGGCAGAAGAAGCACGCGCCGGCAAAGCGGAGGAAAAUUCGGGCACGAGGUGCACGGAAAACGGGUUAGAUGAGGUGCAAAUGCACCUUGCCUGCUUACCGGAGCGAUACAUGAGGGCGAAAUUUUCUCUAUCAGCAUACAUUUUUUGUUGGAUAGUCCUGAAGUUUUGCCAGUGGCGAUUAAGACUGUCUCCAGUUCGACUACAGGCACCAGUUGUUGACAACAAUGCAAAUGAGGCAUGCUACUUGGAGGAGGGCGAGUGUCAGCAAGCAGUGGGUGGAUGGAGCGGAGAAGCAGCAGCUCAGGACGUGCCGGACGUGUUCUUUGAUGCCCGAACAUGGCAUAGUGACACAUUCUCAGACUUCAGCCAUGAUGAUGGUGACCGCUCCCUCAGCUCAGGGAGCAGCUCAUGCUCUGCAGUGCACGAGGACGUGGCCUCUCCCAAGCACUGCCCUGACAGAAACUACUGCCCUUCUGGUGCAGAGAGGCAACACACAGAACCAGAUGGGCUCCAGUGGGAAGCGGAUGGAGAGUGGGGCAUUGCACAGUCACUCAUCGGCACAGAACAGGACAUGAGUGGGGUGACUUCAGGCUACACUGAACUUAUGAAUUCUUCAUCUCUCAUGAACUCAUCCAAGGAAGCUGGAAUUCCUCAUAUCUCACAGUGUAGUGCACCCGACACAACUGCCAUCUGCUUUGAGUCAAAAGAACCGAUAGAGUUGCAAGUUUUCAUGGAGCCAACUUCUAAAGACACGCUUGUGAUGCCAGAUAGAAGUGUCACGGAAGCUUGGUUAGGUGAUUCUUCUGAUUUAGUUCCUGCAAGCAGAACUGGAACAGAAUCAAAAAUGAUAAACAAUCCCAUAACUAACACUGAAGCGCAGUUGAUUUCUGAAUCAUCAAAGGUGACCUGCUCAGAACUGGACAAAACGGAGUCAUUCUCACAUGACCUUAUUCUCCCUGAUGCCGAAAUCAGCUUACACUUGUCACAGCUUGUUUCGACAGACAUGAAUGGGAUGGAAGCUGUGGGGCAGCUUGAUGAAAUGGGAGGGUCUGAGGUCUCCACAGUGGAUGAGAAAUGGUUUGUGAUGUCUGAAUGUAGUUGGCCAGAUGACUUGGAAUCAUCCAGCUUUUUGCACUCACCGGAACAUUGGAACGUACCACAGGACAUUGUUCAGCCUCUCAUGGGAAACCAAAUCUUACAGUCAUCCGAUCACUGCAUGGGCCAACCUGAGCAUCUAACAUCAUUCCAAAUGGAUGAACAGCGAUUUUUGAGGAGUGAUGCGAGUGAUGUUGUGGGUUAUAAUGAGGAACGGUUUUUGAGGACUUCACCUGUUAAUCCAGACUGUUGUCAUUAUUCAGCAGAGCUAGCUUUCUCAGGUCAGAUGGAUGCAAAAAGUUGUGUUUUGUCAGAUUUGGCAAAUAACUUUCUAGGCAACAGUGAACCCUCUUUAUACAAAGUGGGCAAGCACACCUGCACUGAUUACAGUGAAAUUCAGUGUGAGAAGGAGGGAGAGUCAGUUGAAAGGAAUUACACACAAAAUCAGCAAAAUGGUGUUCUAGAAUGUAUGGGAAUCUCUCAUGAACUUAGGUCAGAGGUCAGCUGUCACAAACAGAACUUUAACAACAAAACACAAAGUUGCAGAGAAGAGAAGGUUAUAUUAGGACAGGCCUCAAUUACUUUUACAAGCACUGAUAGUGAAGAAGUUAUUAACCCAAACACCACCCUUCUGAAUACUGCUGCAGAAAAUGACAUUUUUAAAAAUCCCAACAAACCCACUUUGAGUCCUAGCAGAGGCUGUUUGAAGGAAUUCACAGUCAUACCACAGAAAGCACAGGAAGUCAUUUAUUCUGACGGCUCUGAAUAUAGUUCCUCUCAUGUGAUUCCAUCUACACAUGAUGUGCAGUCUAGUAAAGAAGCGCACAACGUCAUUUUUGAUAGUGAUCAAAACAAUGUCAUAAACCCUUGUGUAGUGCAACAUUCAGAUCCAUUUGAAAAUUUGAAAUCUGCUGUUACAAUUAACCCCACAGACACAUGUCUUGAAUUCAGCAGUGACCUGUCCAUGAACUGUAAACAAAUAACAAAGUGUAACUUAGAUUAUUUGUCUGACAUAGAUGAGAGUUUCAGACAGAUACCAGUAUAUCCAAAACAAAGCCCGAACAAUACAUCCAGUCAGUUAAGGCAGGAAGAUUUGACUUAUUCAAACACAAAAGCCAGCGAGUCUGAGCAGGUAAUUAAGGUUUUACAUGAUGCAAGCAGUAAUUCUUGCAUGCAGACCCUGUUCCACUCAGAUUAUAAUGCCCUUAUUGCUAGCACAUCAUUACAUAACAAUGUAAUUUCAAGACCCAUAAGGGACCAUGAGUCAGACACAAACAAUAAUGUAAUGCCUAUCACCCCUGAGACACCGUGUACUUUAUUCAGCACUACCACAGAGCAGGAACACAUUAGUUUUGAUUGUGAUCAAGGGCAUUCAUUCCCAGAGGAACACAAUCAUGAUCAUGAGAGUGCCACCACUGACAGUGGAAUUUUGAACAUGACAACUCCUCCCAGACUUAUGAGCCUCCUUGACAACCACAAUAUUGCCCCUUUGGUGGAUGAUAAAAGUAUCAAAAGUCCAGUUAAUGUAGAGGCCUGUAAAAGGCACAGACGCUGCACUCAGGGGCAGUUCUGUGAUCACCUUGGUGGCCGAGAGUGCCAUCUGCACUUCUCUGCAGUAGAGGGUGAGCAGGCCGUGGGAGGCUCCUGGCUCAAGGAUGCGGACGUCACGAGCCAUGGCUGCACUGCGGAUCUCCGACACACCAUCGCCUCCCUACACACAGACAGCCUGCACAGUCAAUGCACACCAACCGCCACAGACUCACGAGGCACCGAACGUCCAUGUAGUGCUACUAGAAAUGGACCCGAACACAAGGAGCUCCUCAGUGACGAGAGCACAUUGCCUGUGAGCUAUCUUCUCAGGAUUGCCGGCACUCACAAGUUAGAAAUUGCAGAGAGAAAGCUUGAGGCAGUUCUCAGUGAUGAAUCAGCUGUGAUGCUAAAUACAGCUCAAUGUAGAGGGCUUCGGGGUGCCGAAUCUCUCUCGCUGCAGAUAGAGAGACUCUCUUUUACAGACGUUAGUGCUGGUAUGUCAUCAUUUGCCAGUCUGGAGCCUAUUAUGGAGGCGGAUCACUUUCAGGAGGGCUGGUUUUUAAUGGAGAAUCAGAGUCAGAAGGAAGUGCAACAGAUGGAAGUUUUGUCUUCUGGAGAUGAGGACAGAAUUGUUCAGGAAUGCCACUCAGCCAUGCACACUGUAUCUCACUUGUCGCAUAAUGGUUAUGUAGGUCAUGUGGAUGUGGUGCAAUCCAAUGUUCCAUUCAGUGGAGUUUUUGAUGAUGCUGAUAUACCAGAAACAGGAAAUACAGUUACCUCUCUGAUCAAUGGAAGUGACAAUAGAGAUGAGAAUAGUAUUUCCAGCUCUGUGUCUCCUGACCUGGACUCCAUGAACAGUGAACAAGAAGAAGAUAGCCCUCCGUGCCCCACCGGAGGCAGCUCCAGAGACCAAGGCUCUCUGAAUAACAAGAGUAGCCUAACAGGGAAAGGCUCAAAGUUCUCCAUGUUCUCCAGGAUUCCCUCUUUCCGCAGAGCCAAGAGAGAGAGUAAGGGUGGCAACGAGAUUGAGCCUGAGCCUAAGGUGUCACUGGAGAAUAGUGAAGAGAGGAAGGAGGCAGGGAAUCACAGCUCACCCAAACGUAACCAAGCCCACCCAUCCCUCCAAGGAGCUCAUAUGACCCACAGUACGGAUCACCUGAUGAAGUACGCUGAUCACAUCAAAGAUGACGAGUUUGAGAAAGCCUUUUCCUUCACCUGGCCUGACUUGGAGAAGAACGGACAACCCAAGUCCAUGCCCAGUGCCAGAGAAGCCUGGCAGCAGGACAGGACUGAGGACUUGCUGAAUUCAAAGACCUUCCCCACCAUGGAGUGGCUGGGCCAAAAGAAGAGCAAAAGUACUGAUAACUUAAACUUUCGUAUGAAGCUUGCCAUGGCCCACAGGUCUCUGUCGAGCUUGUUCGAGAACCGGUCCAGUGAAAAGGAGAAUCAGCAGCAGGGCCGCAAUAUGGCAACUGAGAAAGUGAAGGCCAAGCAGUCAUGGAGAAAACAGAGGUCAGUUAAGGAGGCAGAGAUACUGAAGAGAACCAUGUCUGUUCCUGAACCACUAACUGCUAAGUCAGAACAUCACCUGCGAAGUGGCUCUCCCACUGGCUUACCUCUGAAUGGACCAGAUCUCCAGGGAUUGCCCAGGUCUGAAGAAAAUUUGAAAAACACAUGGUGCUCUGGCCCACUUAGCAAAACCACUGGACCUCAAGGUGUAUCAGGGUCUGCACCUACGGGGCAGUCUUCUGAGAGCAGUCCUGCACCAACUGGACUCUCUCCAGACUCCCUGGAUAUGUUUGAGGCUGACCACAGUGACCAUCUGCAGUCUCCCAUCCACCCCACUGUUUUUGCUUUCACCAACCAGUUCUCUCCAUCCUGGGCCAGGUCGCUGGGUUCUUUCGAUGGCCUCGAUACACCGACGAGACCCAUGACUCCCAAGCCUCAAAGCCCAGGGCUGUGGGUGGACCGGAGAGGCUUACAUUACCCCUCCAGGUCAGUGGCCUCUUCCCUGUGCUCUCUGGGCCAGGGCCCAACUUUGGAGGGCCUCUCAGACCCCCUGCUGGGAUCAAAGGCUUUCAGAUCUAAAGCAGUGCAACUCGCAUCAGCACACUCCUUCGAUUCUGAUUUCUUACUGGAAGACAGCAACUCGGACAGCCAUUCCCAAACCAGCCUGGUCUCCACCAACUUUUGCAAUGAGCCUGAGAAGCAUGUGCAGGAUGGAAGUAAAGCAGUUACCCAGGCAGCUGCACGGAAGGCACAGCCUCUGGCCUGCAUGCCACCAAUGAGGAGACAAGGGCGUCGCACCCAUGGACCCCGUCCCCGCUCCGAGCUCUGUGGCUGGAGCUCAGCAAUGCAGGACACUGGAGAGGUGGCGCUAGACCUGAGAUGGAAGAGGAGCCUCCCAGAAGCCCGGCAGCGCUCCUACUCAGACGAGCUCCUUUCCGGUAUAGGGAAAGCUCGGAAGACCCAGACAAUUCUGAAGACAAAGACCAACGUGCAGAGCAGUCUUGGCCAGAUUAGUGCACAGUGUUCUGAAAAACGGGAGAAAGCUCGGCUGAGUCUCUUGUUCACUUCUCCAGAGCAUCUCUCUUCCACGUCUCUCAGAGACCAGUUCUUUUCCCAGAGCACUCCCACCGGUCUCGACUGCCUGGGUUGGCCACGUCGUGUCUCCUUCUCUGCGUUGGUCAUCACUGAUGGACCACAGGACAAGUCCAGCCUUGGGGACGAGGUGGGCAGCGAGGACGACCUGUACAACGAGUUCCGCAGCUCUACCAACCGCUUUGGUCACCCAGGGGGAGGUGGUGGCGAGCAGCUGGCCAUCAACGAGCUGAUCAGUGAUGGCAGCGUGUGUGCUGAGGCUCUAUGGGACCACGUCACCAUGGACGACCAGGAGCUGGGCUUCAAGGCCGGUGAUGUCAUCGAAGUAGUGGAUGCCACCAACAAGGAGUGGUGGUGGGGCCGGGUACUAGACAGCGAGGGCUGGUUCCCCGCCAGCUUUGUCCGGCUGCGUGUGAACCAAGAUGAACCCAUGGAUGAUUAUCUAGCCCACCUGGACGGGGUACCAGAGGGUAGUGGGGCCAGUGUGGGUCGCUCGCUGGGCCCUGGCCUACCCUGCAAGGAACAGAUGAGGGCCAAUGUCAUCAAUGAGAUCAUGAGCACAGAGAGGGAUUACAUCAAACACCUGAAGGACAUCUGUGAAGGAUAUAUCAAACAAUGCCGCAAAAGGACAGACAUGUUCAAUGAGGAACAGCUGCGGAUGAUCUUCGGCAACAUCGAUGAACUCUAUCGCUUCCAAAAGAAGUUUCUGAAAGCCUUGGAGAAAAAAUUCAACAAAGAGCAACCUCACCUCAGCGAGAUCGGGUCCUGCUUCUUAGAGAACCAAACAGAGUUUCAGAUCUACUCAGAAUAUUGCAACAACCACCCCAACGCCUGUGUGCAGUUGUCAAAAUUAAUGAAGAUCAAGAAAUACGUGUUCUUCUUUGAGGCCUGUCGCUUGCUCCAAAAGAUGAUUGACAUCUCUCUGGAUGGCUUUCUUCUCACACCUGUUCAGAAGAUCUGCAAAUAUCCUCUGCAGCUGGCUGAGCUUCUGAAAUACACAAACCCUCAGCAUAGAGAUUAUAAGGAUGUGGAGGCUGCAUUAAAUGCCAUGAAAAAUGUGGCCAGGCUGAUCAAUGAGAGAAAGCGCCGCCUGGAAAACAUUGACAAGAUUGCCCAGUGGCAGAGCGCCAUAGAAGACUGGGAGGGUGACGACAUCCUGAGUAGAAGCUCAGAUCUGAUCUUCUCAGGAGACCUGACCAAGAUCUCUCAGCCUCAGGCUAAAAACCAACAACGCAUGUUCUUCCUUUUCGAUCAUCAGCUGGUCUUCUGCAAGAAGGAUCUGCUGCGGCGGGACAUCCUAUAUUACAAGGGCCGGAUGGACAUGGAUCAGAUGGAGGUGGUGGAUGUGGAGGACGGCAAAGACAAGGACUUGAACGUGACCGUGAAGAACGCGCUAAAGUUGGUGUCGCUGGCUGGGGACGAGGUCCAUCUGCUGUGUGCUAAAAAGCCCGAGCUAAAACAGCGCUGGCUACGCGCCUUUGCGGACGAGAGGGAGCAGGUCCAGCAUGACUUUGAGACAGGGUUUUCCAUCACAGAACUGCAAAAGAAGCAGGCCAUGCAGAAUGCAUCCAAAAGCCAUCCAGCUGGGAAACCCAAAGCUGUGACCAGGCCCUACUAUGACUUGCUGCUGCGUCAGAAGCACCCAGCGCUGCCCACAUCGCUGCCCCAGCAACAGGUUAUCAUGCUGGCUGAACCCAAACGCAAGACCUCCAAUUUCUGGCACAACAUCGGACGCUUGACGCCCUUCAAAAAAUGACAGACCCCAGACUCGAGCUUGUGCCUGAAUUCAUGUUUUUAUUUCUUCUGUUUUAAUACAAAGUUUUUUUUUCCCAUUCUUUUCUUUUCAAUCAAGAAAGCACUUUAUGGGUUGGUUACAAUCACGACAUGGCUCCCGGACUGAAAAUGAGGGGGGCGGUCCAUGCUUCGUGGGUAGCACCGGGACAAUGGCUCCUCCAGCUUUGACGCUCCCGCUGUAACCGCACUUAACGGCACUAAUGCGACUACUGCUACAGAUCAUUGCGUGGGCACGCUUUGGUUCCACCUCCCCAUGUGGACUAUGGACUUCUUUACACAUUGUUUUAUUUAUUUUCAAGUUUCCAGCUAUCCACAGUGCCCAACAACUAGCUUUUGUAUGUAAUUUGAUACGUGUGACCUGUUUUAAAGUUUCAACAAUGGUUCUGCAUAACAUUGUCUUGGGUAAGCAGUCCCUAAUGAACAGAAUUAGUUUUUACUGUAUUUUUUUUGUUGUUGUUUUUUGUGAAUCUGCUGAUUAUCAUGUUGUUUUGUGUAUGCAGUUAUCAAUCUGUCCCAACUAUUUCUUCAUGAAAGCUCCUAAUUUAGCAACACACUGUUCAGUCACUGUGGUUUCAAAUGAGUGUCUCCCAUAUUUCUACUCAUUUGGUCUUCCUGCAUACUAACUGCUCCAUAAUGAACUUCUCUUCUGAAGUGCCACUCAGUACGUAACCCAGACAUUGUGAGGGGGGGGGGGGGGUUGCAUGAAUUGCUGUGAAACAACAUUAUUGGAUAUUUUCAACCCGAACAUCAAUACCAAGAGUACUCAGCCACUAUGAUAGCUAAUUGUAAAAAAAAAAA